Camellia sinensis is the source of this 1234-nucleotide messenger RNA. The record is from RefSeq and is a predicted model, not a curated record. NCBI's taxonomy places the organism in Eukaryota, Viridiplantae, Streptophyta, Magnoliopsida, Ericales, Theaceae.
AUUUUUUUUAUUAAAUAUAAAUUUGACAAAAGUCGAACCUGAACAUUAGGCAGUCCACUAGGUUGACUUACUCCUUUACCAAUUUGCUGCGCCAGGCAAAUUUUACUCUUCACUCUUACGCUGCUUGGUCUGUCUUCAUUCUGUCGUUGUUUGAUCUCUAACACUAAAAAGCGCUCAGUCCAAAUCUUAGGGACCUUCGAACAGCAAAAACAGCAUUCCUUCAGUUAUAUCAUAUAAGGGUUUGCCCAAAGUCAAAUGGCCUCCUCUUCCACGCCGCCUCGAUGUACUUAUCAUGUGUUCUUGAGCUUCAGAGGCGAAGACACCCGCAAGGCCUUCACUGACCACCUCUACACAGCAUUAUUAGGUUCAGGUUUUCGCACAUUUAGAGAUAAUGAUGGUAUUGAGAGAGGUGAAAAUGUUAGAUCAGAACUAGACAAUGCAAUAAGAGAAUCAAGGAGUUCAAUAAUUGUGUUUUCCAAAGACUAUGCUUCUUCCAGAUGGUGCCUUGAUGAACUUGUGAUGAUCCUUGAACACAAGAGGACAUCAGGACAUGUAAUUUUACCCGUCUUCUAUGAUGUGGAUCCUUCCCAAGUUAGGAAACAAAUGGGGAGUUUUGCAGAAGCCUUUGGUAGACACGAAGAGCGAUUCAUGGGGGAAACUAAUGAAAGGAAGAAGGAGUAUCUGAGGAGAAAGGUGGAAGGGUGGAGGGUGGCACUUAGAGAAGUUGCUGAUCUAGCAGGGAUGGUCUUACAGAAUCAAGCUGAUGGGUAAUUUCCUCAUAUCUUUAUUACUUAGACUUCAUUUGGUAAUGCAUUAUGAAACUGUUUUUGAGUUAUUAAAAACUGUAAUAUUCAUUAGUUAGUUUUAAUUAGAGUUCGCCACCUAGUGCUGUGGCGAGUGCUAUCCCACCUCAGAUUUGUUUGUGGUUGUGUGGAUUUGAGUUACCGGAAUCAGUCACUAUACCAAAAAAGUGGGGCUGAGGUACUGUCAAACAUAUAUAAGUGAACAACAUAUAUGUUAAUAUACUUUAUACAAAAACAUGUGCUGGUAGAAGUUGAUUAUUGUGAUGAUAGUUGCCAUGGUGGUAAAAGUUUUAGGAAUAGCCCUUUUGCAUAAAUAUUGCAUAUCAUUUUAUUUUGGUGGGCAGUUGUGUAUUUAAUUUGUAGUGGAGUCGUCUUCUUCUUCUUCUUCUUCUUCUCUCUCUCUCUCUCUCUCUCUUUUCUGAUUGUUGAAG